Molecule: messenger RNA, 3912 nt
Organism: Heteronotia binoei (common prickly gecko)
Lineage: Eukaryota; Metazoa; Chordata; Lepidosauria; Squamata; Gekkonidae
Gene: TRIM28
Product: tripartite motif containing 28
Exons: 18
Coding region: 322-2904 (860 amino acids)
Molecular function (GO): zinc ion binding; protein binding; transcription corepressor activity
Source: RefSeq, a predicted model, not a curated record
GGGGGCCUAUCGCUCUCCUUUUUUUCCCGUCAGGCCUUUCGCCGAGUGGGCGGUGCUUCGAGCGAGGCCUGGGUAGUGUGUCGGCUGCGCGCGCCGCUCCCCUUGUCUCCUCUCUCUCUCUCGGGCGCUAUUUGUGCCAGCCGCGGCGGCGCGAGCGAAGAAUCCGUCCCGCACUUCCUAUUUCCCUCUCUCCUUUCCAGUAGCGGAGCGUUCCGUCGAAGGCCCCUGCGCCCCACUCCUUUUCCCCCCCUCCUCUCCGUGGUCGUCGUUUCGCGGUUCCUGCCGUUCUCACGCCUGGUUUUUGCUCGGUGGGAGGCGGACAUGUCGGCCUCAGCAACAGCCCCGGCCCCUGCAGAAGCGGCUGCUGGCGGCGGCGGCGGGGAUAAGCAACGGUCUUCUUCCGCCACCGCCACGAGCGCCGCCGCCGCCUCCUCAGCCACGGAGAGCAUCGACCUGCUGGAGAAGUGCGGCGUGUGCCGGGAGCGCCUGCGCUCGGAGCGGGACCCGCGCCUCCUGCCUUGCCUCCACACCGUCUGCAAGGAGUGCUUGAAGGCCGAGCCCGCCGCCGCCGCCGCCGGAGGGGGCAACAACAAGGAUGAGCAAGUGGUUGACUGUCCUGUGUGCAAGCACCAGUGUUACCUAAAGGAUGUAGUGGAGAACUACUUCCUGAGGGAUGGUAGCACAGAACCUCUUGGGGAUGCAAGAGAUGCCAACCAGUGCUGCACCAGUUGUGAAGACAACGCCCCUGCCACCAGCUACUGUGUGGAAUGCUCCGAGCCCCUGUGCGAGACGUGUGUGGAAGCACACCAGAGAGUCAAGUACACCAAGGACCACACUGUCCGGUCUACAGGCACCGCCAAGUCCCAGGAGAGAGAGAAGACCGUCUACUGCUCCGUCCACAAACACGAACCACUGGUGCUGUUCUGUGACACUUGUGACACCCUGACCUGCCGGGACUGUCAGCUGAAUGCGCACAAGGAUCAUCAGUACCAGUUUUUGGAGGACGCAGUCAAGAACCAGCGCAAGAUGCUGGCCUCAUUGGUCAAGCGCUUGGGCGAUAAGCAUGCCAAUCUACAGAAGUCAACCAAGGAAGUGCGUUCCUCGAUCCGGCAGGUGGCUGAUGUGCAGAAGCGAGUACAGGUCGAUGUGAAGAUGGCUAUCUUGCAGAUCAUGAAGGAGCUCAAUAAAAGGGGCAAGGUCCUGGUCAGUGAUGCACAGAAAAUUACUGAAGGGCAGCAGGAGAAGCUAGAGAGACAGCACUGGACCAUGACUAAGCUCCAGCGCCACCAGGAGCAUAUCCUGCGUUUUGCUAACUGGGCCCUGGAGAGUGACAACAACACCGCUCUGCUGCUCUCCAAAAAGUUGAUUUACUUCCAGCUGCACAGGGCUCUGAAAAUGAUUGUGGAUCCUGUGGAACCCCACGGGGACAUGAAAUUCCAGUGGGACUUAAAUGCUUGGACCAAGAGUGCGGAGACAUUUGGUCAGAUAAUCUCAGAACGGAGCGGCUUGCCAGUGCUGCCCAAUGCCCAGCCCCAAGCCAAUGCCACUUCUGGUGCUGCAUCUGGGGUCAGGCAGCCCGGUGUCCCACCUCCUCAGGGUGUCCAGCAGAUGUCUGUGCAGACAAGCAUGGCAAACAAGGGAGCCCUGCUUCAGCCUGUGCUGUCUUCCAACAGCCAGCGGCAGGCUAUCCCUGACUGCUACAUUAACGAUGCUGGUGCCUCUUCUGCAGGGCAGCCAAUGGACAUCAGUGACGGUUUCAGUGUAGAAGGAUCAUAUUCUGGUGAAGCAUCUGGAACUAAAAGGCCCCGUGGUCAAGACGGAGAGUCAGGUGUCAUGCGCAAAGUGCCCCGUGUAAGUUUGGAGCGACUGGACGUGGAUUUGACAACUGACAGCCAGCCACCUGUCUUCAAAGUCUUUCCAGGCACAUCCACUGAAGACUACAAUCUCAUUGUAAUUGAACGUGGGGCCCAGCAAGCUGCUGCUGCUGCCGCCCAACAAGCAGGACUUGCAACAGCAGCCCCUGCAGUGAAGGAGGAGCAGAUGGAAGCAGCCAUUGACCACCCUGUGGCUGCUGAAGCUAAGGACACCAAGCCCAUUGUCCUACCCCAGGAUGCACCCUUGGCAGAAGGCACUUCAGCCCCCCGGCUCAUCUCUCCCAGCGGCAGCACUAGCUCCACUACAGACAUGCAGUCCAUUCAGAGCCACGAUGGCACUGCUAAUGGGGAAGAAGCAGCUUGCUGCAGGGUCUGCCUCAAAGCUGGUGCUGUUGUAAUGUGUGAUGGGUGUAAGAAGUGCUUCCACCUGGAUUGCCACCUGCCUGCCCUUCAGGAAAUCCCCAGUCAGGACUGGAAGUGCCUGCUGUGUGAGGAACCAGUGGCAGCCCGUGAAGAAAGUGGAACUGCCUUGACUGCUGCAAUCUCCUUAGAUGGCGAGCUGAACAUUCUCAGAGAUGCCGACCAGCAGAGAUGUGAACGGGUCCUCCUUGAGCUGCUGUGUUAUGAACCUUGCAGGCCUCUUCACCGACUCUCCAACACCACGGAGGGACAGAAUACUAUCGACUUGACCUUGAUCAGAGCCAAGCUGCAAGGGAAGCUCUCACCACCCUACACCUCUCCCGAUCAGUUUGCCGAUGACGUUUGGAAGAUGUUCAGGCAGUUUAACAAGCUGACAGAGGACAAGGAGGAUGUCCAGUCCAUCAUUGUGCUGCAGCGCUUCUUUGAGUCUAAGCUUAAUGCUGUUUUUGGGGACCGCAAGUUCUCAGUGCUGGCAGACCCCAUCAAUCUGGACGAGCCACAGAGAGGAGAGAGCAGCCUUCCUUCCCACAGCUCCUCAGCUACUGAUCUGGGUGAAGUCUCUUCUUCCAAGCCCGAGGGAAGUGGCGGGGCUGAUGGAAUGGCAGCAUAACAGACACUGCCUCCUGUCAUCUGGACCAGCAUUCCAUGGAGGAGAGGCGAAGGAGGGAAGCUACCUGUUUGAAGCUGUCCUCACCUGUCUCUGCCACUCCACUCCUUCUGGUCCUUCCUUAAGCAGCCCUCUGUCCCCCUUCUGCACCUCUCUGCCUUUUUUUUAGAGUUAUUGUAGAAUUUGACUGCUUAGAUAAAUGGUUAUAAAUGGUUUGUCUCUUCCUCUUCACACUUGCUUGAUGGAUCUUAUGCCCUUGUUCUGACAGUUUGUUUUUUGUACUCAAAUGAAAACCAGGACCUUCUACCUUUGCUGUUCUUAUAUUCCUUUUUCUUUGGGAACGGGGAGCAGGCAAGGGCAGUGGCUUUUUUCUUCCAUCUCUUUUAUUUGUCCCUUUUUCUUACCCUCCCCAGCUCAGAGAAAGCUCUUGUGGCCCAUGCGUAAGGUGGAUCUUGUGACAGUUGGUUUCCAGUUUUGAAUAUGUAUACACUGAUGGUUCUUAGUUUGUCUCCUGUAGAUUCCCUACCAUACCAAGAGCCCAAGGCGCUGUGUUGCUCUGCCAGCAACUCUGCCUUGAGAUAAGGAGAGGUGACACCUAGAUUGAGGUCCCCUUGUGCCAGCUUCUAAACAUAAGACGUUUACUGCCCUCUGAUAUGACAGGUACAAUUGUUUGGGCCCCCACGAUGAGCUGUUUUCUGAGGCAAUUAUUAGUCUCACAGAAUUUUUUUACCCCCUAUGCCCCAGUAGGCUGCCUCAUUUUUUUUCAUUCUGUUAUUCAAGAGGUGCCCGCUCCAUAGGCAAAGAUAGUUGUAGUUUUAAAAAUCCAGUUUCGUCCCUUUCGUGUAGCCGUACUUUCUGGCUGUACGUAUUAUCAAAUGCUUUCUGGGCCUAGUAGUUUUUCCACACUAUCUCCCAAGAGCCAUUCUCAUGAAACUGUGCUUUUUUUGCUUAUGUAUAUUUUAGAACUUGCUUCUUCCAUGUUUGAGAAAUAAAACUCUGUUUGCGACUUGA